AUGGUCGCUGGGUUGUUGAAUGUUGGUUUUAAGUGUAAUUGUAGCACUACAGAAGGGAGCGAGACUGGCUCAGCUAUAUCGGGUAUCACAAAGCAAGGAACCAUUGUCACAGCUGGAACACCUGUACCUCGGCAGGCAAGGAACCAUUGUCACAGCUGGAGGAGACCAUGCCAUCUGGUGGGGCCCGGAUACCAGAGGGUCUUGAAUUACAUCUGCUUAGUGCAGGAACUGGAACAGCUUCUACGUGCUCUCGAUUUCCGCAACCAGUUCUGUUCUCGCCCCUACUUACCGUCACACAUCAUACCUCCAGAGAGAAAAAAGAAGUACCAGUGUGAGUCCCUAACGGGAGGCCCACCAGAGGACUGGAGCAGUGUCACUCUGCAGGAACAUCAGCUCCAGCGCAGGCUGGCGGGUGCAGAGACACCCCUCGUGCCAUUUCUAGGGGCUGUACAUGUGAGCACACCCCGGCUCUGCCCGCUGAGUGCACACACGUGUGGUGGGAGUCUUAAGACAACAGAUAAAUCAGUUGCUGAAAACACUACCGGUCAGCAUCUCUACAUACUUCUCAGCAGUCAGCCCUCAGCAGUCACACUGUGUGGUCACUGCAGGGCGCAGCGGCACAGAGCCGAUGCUCCAUCCUCGUUAGCGCUCUGGGGUAACCCUCCGCCCUCCCGCAGGCCAGGAUCUCCUCCUCCUGGAAGAUGGCUGGGUUUCCAGAUUAUUUUCAGUGAUAUCUUAGAAAUUAGAUGGCCUGACCCUGCUACAGCUGAUCUGACCAGAUGUAUAGAGAAUGGUAGCGUGAAGAUCUCAUCAGUAGAUGGUUAUGCUCACCUUUACCUGUCAGAAUUACAGCAAGAAUUUACAGUGGAGUUCUUAUGCAAAGUCAGCCAGUCAUCUGCAGCAUCCUUACACUCCUCUCAAAAGAAUAGCAACUAUCAAACCGGAGAUCAGUAUGGAAAAUCCAGUAAAAAUUCCAGUGCAGAAAUGUCAUUAGAACAAAUAAAAAUAGAAAAUAAGAAGAAUGAACAUGGUUGUGCUGAAGGUAAAUACAGAAAACCAACCAAACCAAGUGACCAGAAAGACAGAGAUGGAGUCCCUGUGUUCUACACAAAUUGUUCUUCUGAAUACACGUGGGUUACACAGUGUUGGUCUGUUUCCUCCUACCCGGAAGAAUGGAAAUACCCUUUGUCAUUGGCACUAAUGUGCUAUAACUUACGUACUGCUAAGGAUGUAAUGAAGACAUGUGAGAAAAACAACCAUACAUCUACAGAAGAUGACGUUUUAAUAGACAUGGGAACACAUGAAACAGUUUCUCGUUUACCUGCAGCUUUGCCACUCAGCUGCAGAGCCCCACAUUUACACAGGUGGACUUUCUAUGACUUCUUUCAGAAACAAGAUAAUGAGAAGUAUUCAUGCCCUCAGCUAAUUCAGACUGUAUGGUGCCAGGGUGUGUUUUAUAGAUUUAUCCAUGGUAGGACAAACAUCGCAGAAAUUUAUCCUGGUGAUGACUUUUUGAAGUCAGAGGGAGCAUUUUUGGGAAACUAUUUUGUACAUUAUACGAUCCAAAAAGGAACAAAAAAGAGAGAAGAAAAGAUGUAUUCGGUAAACAGCCUGCCUCCCGAUGUACCAGGAAAUCCAUACUCUAUAUCCUCCAUCGUUACUCAGGCAACCAAAAUACUUCAGUACUGCUACAAGACUAAACUCUCAUUAACUCAUAACUAUUCUCUCUGCUGCUGGGAAAUGGUACCCGAGACAGAUGGACGAGAAAUGUUGCCAGUUUUGCUGUAUGAAAAGGUUAUUCCCAGCAUAGGAAGGCUCCUUGUGUACUCAGAUUAUAAAGUCCACGUGGCUUUUUGGGAUGGGAUGACCUUGAAUAUGGUCUGGGAUUUCAGCUCUUCAUGUAGUAAGAUCCAGAUAAAUGAAGAUGUAGGCUGGUGUAAGUUAACUCAUCCUGAUGGGGUACAGCAGCUAAUUCAAAUAAGUCACCCUGGAAUCUAUGAAAGGUACAUCAAAACAGCAAUAGAAUGGUGCCAAAGUUUGAAUGAAAGGAAGGAGAUUCCUGAAUAUACUGCACACUCUGUAACUGAAGAAAAUUGGUCUGCUGAUGCUGAGCUUGAAAAAAUACAGAGAUUUACCUGUAUCCUUUUGAAAGCUGUAAAGAUUCUUCAUGUCUAUAGUCUCUUGUUCAUCUACAUAUUCAAAUCUGCAUUUUAG
Molecule: messenger RNA, 2214 nt
Organism: Charadrius vociferus (killdeer)
Lineage: Eukaryota; Metazoa; Chordata; Aves; Charadriiformes; Charadriidae
Product: chromosome unknown open reading frame, human C5orf34
Source: RefSeq, a predicted model, not a curated record